Messenger RNA from Penicillium atrosanguineum, 1578 nucleotides. RefSeq names its product lanthionine synthetase C family protein. NCBI's taxonomy places the organism in Eukaryota, Fungi, Ascomycota, Eurotiomycetes, Eurotiales, Aspergillaceae. Gene Ontology annotation, cellular component: plasma membrane. Gene Ontology annotation, biological process: peptide modification; carbohydrate metabolic process. The record is from RefSeq and is a predicted model, not a curated record. The transcript has 4 exons. The coding region runs from base 1 to 1578 and encodes 525 amino acids.
AUGGCCGAUGAACGCCCACAAUUCUAUGAAAACCACUUGAGUCCUCUUACAAUCAACACGCAUUCGCUCGCCGAGUCGCUUCAAGAGCUUCGUAUUGCCGUGCGCAAUGGAGCCGAGUUGAUCCAUGGAAAUGAACCAAUUCCUGACAAAUGGACUGUUGGGGGCAUGUUUAAACAUUUUCCUGGAGUCGCUCUUGCUUUCUUACGUCUCGACUACCAAUCCGCUGUGCUAGCGGACGGAAGAGAGCCUUCUCCAGACUAUCGUCAGCAUGCUCUCCAAAGGAUUCCCUCGGACUUCCCAGACAUCGCUCUGACACCGUCUCGAUUGUCCCCCGCGGGAUCGUUCUCACCCAUAGCGGCUGUGACUCUCCGCAUUCUUUCUGUCGUGGCAAAUGCGAAUUGGCAGACUGAUGCAAAGCCUAGUCUUUCGCAAAAGGAUAUCACCUGCCUUGAUGAUGCCACAAAUCUAGCUCUGAAGAAUGGGCCCCUUGUUCCUCAUGAUGACCGCAACAUGGGUGGUGACGAGAUGUUGUAUGGGCGUGCGGGUCUCUUAUGGGUUCUACUAAAUGUGCGAGCUCAUGAAUUUGAUGAUGAGACUCAGAAAGCUCUUUCCUCGGUAUUAAACAAGAUCCCCGAGUUGCUGCGAGUCAUUAUCGACGCAGGUCGACAAGGCUCGAAAGAUUACAUUCAGAAAAAUGGAGAUCAGGAUGCACACCCUCUGAUGUAUGCCUGGAUGGAAGGACACUACUGCUUUGGAGCGGUCCACGGAGCCACCGGAAUUCUACCCCUCCUGCUUGCAUGCAAACCUGAGGAACUUGAAGAACACCUUCCUGUGAUUGGGAAAACUAUCACUGCUCUCUCAAGGUUUACUAUUUCAAGUAACGGCCAUCUUCCGAUGGCACUUCCCCCUUUCGGAUCCGCGCGAAAGUCUAAGCUUGUCCAGCUAUGUCAUGGAAGCCCUGGAAUUCUCAUCCUCCUUGCAACUGCAUUGAAGAACGAGGCUCUGACGCGCAAAUACUGGAGCCCAGAGUGGGACCAGGCCAUCGACUUAGCCACCGAUCGUGUCUGGGAAGAGGGUAUCCUAUCAAAGGGAGGCAGUCUAUGCCAUGGCAUUUCCGGCAACGGGUGGCCCUGGCUCAUGCUCCACGACGCCUUCCAGUACCACGCACAGGUUAUUAACUCAGCUCGUUGUGAUAACCUCGAUCUGCCCCAUGAUUCAAGCCUCCCAGAAGGACAUCUGGGCAAAAAGCUCACUCCGGACUACUUCCUCUCGAGGGCCCUGGCUUUCAUGCUGCAUUCGCGCGAGACGCGGCCGUAUAACACGGCGCCGGAAAACACUGACAGAGACUAUCGCAUGCCCGACGACCCAUACUCACUGUUUGAAGGCCUUGCCGGUAAUGUCUGUGCGUGGGCUGAAACAUGCGCGGUGCUACAGGCGAGAUUGCGCAGUGCAGAGUAUUGUCGGGGAACUAACGCCAACUCUUCGGGGCUGACAGAAGACAGCAUUUUCCAAGAAGCGACUUCUCGCACUCUUGGUUUCCCUUUAAUUGGCGGGAACGGAGCUCAUGGUCUUCUCUAG